This is a messenger RNA of Fusarium vanettenii 77-13-4, 1848 nucleotides long. RefSeq lists its product as uncharacterized. The transcript is spliced from 3 exons. The record is from RefSeq and is a predicted model, not a curated record. Gene Ontology annotation, molecular function: dipeptidyl-peptidase activity. Lineage: Eukaryota; Fungi; Ascomycota; Sordariomycetes; Hypocreales; Nectriaceae. Bases 1 to 1848 code for a protein of 615 amino acids.
AUGCCGACAGAAAUCCGCCACGAUCUACACACCGUGGACACUGAUUCGUUUCCUUAUGUGUAUGAGCAGAAUGCGACGAUAACGCUCCAGUCAAGCAAUGGACUCGUUAGGUGUAAUGUCUACCGCCCGAAAUCUACAGAGCAGGGUGGAAAAGUGCCAGUGUUGGUGACUUACGGCCCUUAUGGGAAAGACACAUUCUAUGGAGACUUCUAUGACAAAUCAUUCGAUCAAGUCAACCCGGAGCACAAGUCGGCCCAUUCUGCGUGGGAGACACCUGACCCUGGUUUCUGGACCAGCCAAGGAUACGCAGUAGUCAGGGCCGACGAGCGCGGAAUUGGGCAGUCGAGAGGCUUCCUUGACACCAUGUCACGAGGGACUAGCGAUGCCUUCUUCGAGGUAAUCGAAUGGUGCGCCGUGCAGCCUUGGUCCAGCGGAAAGGUAGGCCUACUGGGCAUUAGCUACUACGCUGGUAGUCAAUGGCGUGUGGCUGCCCGGAAGCCCAAGGGGCUCGCUGCUAUUAUCCCCUGGGAAGGAAUGUCUGAUUAUUAUCGUGAUCGAUGUCGCCACGGAGGAAUUCUCUCCAACAACUUCAUCAAAUUCUGGUGGAAUCGCCAAGUUGUGGCGAACCAGUACGGCAGACCUCGAGACGAGGAGAUCGUUUUGGAUGCAAAGACUGAUGGCCAAGGACCAAAGCGGCCCAAGUCCUCGCCAGAGUCUAUCGAGGGAAACCUCUCAGCCGAGGAGAGAGCCCAGAACCGCCAGGAUCAGACCAUCGAUAACCGUCUCUAUCGUUUUCGCGAUGAUGAAUAUUACGCGUCUAAAGAGUACGAUAUGGGUGAUAUCGAGGUCCCUCUCUUAUCCGUCGCAAACUGGGGUGGCAUUUUACUCCAUCUACGUGGAAACGUUGAGGGAUUCUACCAUGCGGGUUCCUCGCAGAAGUGGCUUCGAAUCAUCACAGGUCGACAUGACCUACCCUUUUAUUACAAAGAGGAGGUCGAGAUACAGCGUUCGUUCCUGGACGCAUUUCUCAAGGGACAGGAUGAAGCUGGCUGGACCACUGGGAACGUGCCACGCGUGGACAUGGUCUUGCGUAAAGGCGAUGUCGGUUUCAAUGAUGAAGUCGCCGAGAGAACUUAUCCACGCCGCACCGAGAACGAAUGGCCUAUCAGUCGGACACAAUGGAAGAAGUGGUAUUUGACACCAAACAAGACACUCACGCCGGAUCUUGAGGUUGUCAAGGCCGCAAGCGAAACACGGGUUAAAUUAUCGUACGAAGCGCUGGGAACCUUGGAAAAUCCACAGCUCAUUCAGUUCAUCACGGAUCCAUUCGAGCGUGAGACGGAAAUUACUGGCAACAUUGUGGCCCACCUUGUUGUCAGUGUCAGCGCGCUACCUGGGGGUCAUACGCCCUCUGAUAUUGAUCUCUUCAUUACACUGCGUCACAUCUCGCCUAAUGGUAACGAAGUCUUUUACACAGGAACAGCCGGUGAUCCAGUUCCUCUCACCAAAGGCUGGCUUAGAGUCAGUCUCCGCCGGGUCAACACCUCGCAUCCCAAACAUCGAGACUAUCUCCCUUGGAGGGAGUAUCUGAGCACAGAUUUGCAGCCAGUCAUUGUUGGCGAGCUUUACGAGGUCGAUGUCGAGGUGUGGCCAACGAAUGUGGUCCUCGAGCCUGGCGCGAGACUUGUUCUUGAGGUUGCCAGCGGCGAUACUCAGGGCUGUGGCAUUUUCAAGCACGAUGACGAGACUGAUAGAGCUCCGAGCAAGUUUCGGGGCAUAAACCAUAUCUGUUUCGGGCCCAACCUGGUCAACUAUGUCACUCUACCGUUUAUACCCCCAAAAGAGUAA